GAGGAGCAGCCGCGGCGGUGGCGGUGGCGCGAGGGGGAGGAGGAGGAGGAGGACGAGGGGGAGGAAGAUGGCAGGUGAAGCAGUCAGAGCGUGGAGCGAGGAGCAGCUGAAGGGCGACGAUGUGUCUAAAAAGGAGAUGAUCCAGUUCCUGCAGGAGAGGGCCUCGGAGCCGUUUCUUUCUGAACAUAAAUUGAUGGGAAAUAUCAAAAAUGUAGCCAAGACUGCAAAGAAGGAGCAGCUAAUUAUUGCCUACAAUCAACUGUUUGAAAGCAAGAGGUUUAAAGGUACUGAAGAAGUCACACAGCAGCUUAAGGAUGUGAAUAUUGGGCCUGCAAAAGACAAACCAAAGGAUAAGAAGCCUGAAGAAAUCGUUCCAGAGGGCCCACCAAAAUACACCAAAAAUGUGUUGAAAAAAGGAGACCGGAUCAACUUUCCCAAGAAGGGUGACACUGUCCACUGUUGGUACACGGGAACAUUAGAAGAUGGAACGGUGUUCGAUACAAACAUUGCUUCUAGUUCAAAAAAGAAAAAAGGAUCAAAACCAUUGAGCUUUAAAGUAGGAGUUGGAAGAGUUAUCCGUGGGUGGGAUGAAGCGCUCCUGACAAUGACUAAAGGGGAAAAGGCCUGUCUAGAGAUUGAGUCGGAGUGGGCUUAUGGCAAGAAAGGGCAGCCAGAUGCUAAAAUCCCACCAAAUGCUAAACUUAUUUUUGAAGUUGAACUGGUGGAUAUCGAUUAACAGACUUUAGCUUCUUCACGUUUAUCCUAUGAAGCACUGCAUUUGAAAUAAUGCAAGCGGUAUACAACUUGUGGACAUAUUUGGUUUGAAAAUUAUAAUUGUUUAAAACCUUGUUCAGCAACUCUUCAUUUCAAUGCGUUGUGGGUGAUCACACCAUCACAAUGUUGGAGAAGUCAGAUGAUUUUUCAGUUAUGCUCAGUUUAAGUCUUGCACUAGUCAAGACUAUCUUCAAUAAAUGCAAUAAAUGUUUUUUUAGCACGAGAAA
This is a messenger RNA of Callorhinchus milii (elephant shark), 1001 nucleotides long. RefSeq names its product FKBP prolyl isomerase 3 (gene fkbp3). Lineage: Eukaryota; Metazoa; Chordata; Chondrichthyes; Chimaeriformes; Callorhinchidae. The record is from RefSeq and is a predicted model, not a curated record. The coding region runs from base 68 to 736 and encodes 222 amino acids. Gene Ontology annotation, molecular function: peptidyl-prolyl cis-trans isomerase activity. The transcript has 7 exons.